AACAAAACCUAAACCUAACACAAUGAAUGGAAUGGAUCCCAACCCAAAAAUGGCUGCAAAUUCUCGAAUCAUUACUCUGCUUCUAUCCCUCUUCCUAGCCCUCAUUGGAACCUCCCAUGGUGGCGGCAUAGCCAUCUACUGGGGCCAAAACGGAAACGAAGGAACCCUGACCCAAACUUGCGCCACUGGAAGAUACUCCUACGUUAACAUAGCCUUCCUUAGCAUAUUUGGCAAUGGCCGAACCCCUGGACUUAACCUGGCUAGCCACUGCAACACCGCAUCCAAUGGCUGCACGGCCGUCAGCAACGGCAUCAGAAGCUGCCAAAGUCGAGGAAUCAAAGUGAUGCUCUCCAUCGGAGGUGCUAUCGGAACCUACUCUCUAUCUUCUUCUGCGGACGCAAAGAAUGUGGCAGAUUACCUCUGGAACAACUACUUGGGUGGGCAAUCAUCAUCCCGUCCUUUAGGUGAUGCUGUCUUGGAUGGUAUUGAUUUCGACAUCGAGCAGGGAUCAACUGGGUUCUAUGACGACCUUGCUCGCUACCUUUCCGCCUAUAGCAGUCGAGGAAGAAAGGUAUAUUUAACAGCAGCCCCUCAGUGCCCAUUUCCGGACAGUUUCAUGGGGACUGCCCUUAACACCGGACUCUUCGACAACGUUUGGGUUCAAUUCUACAUCAAUCCACCAUGCCAGUACAGUUCGGGUAACAUCAACAACCUCAUCAGUUCAUGGAACCGGUGGACAUCGUCAAUAAAUGCAGGGAAGAUAUUUUUGGGAUUGUCAGCUUCGCCAGAAGCGAUUGGAAGUGGGUAUAUUCCAACGAAUGUGCUGACUUCUCAAAUACUGCCGGUGAUAAAAAGGUCAGCUAAGUACGGUGGGGUUAUGCUAUGGUCCAAAUACUAUGAUGAUAAGAAUGGAUAUAGUGCCUCCAUUGUGAACAGUGUAUGAGGAAGUGGUACACUAGGUAAUCCAGUUUAGUGUAAUUUUUUUAAUAAUAACGAAGUAAAUUGAUGGCAUUCCUAGGGAUGGUUCCAUGAUUUGGGCUUAUGAUUGGUUAUCCUGGUUAGGUUUUGAAUUAAACAACAUAUGUGCUUUUAACUUCAUUUAUAUUUUUCUUUAUGGUAUUUUCUCUUUAACUUAUAUAGGAAAAUUUUGUUAGCAAGAGAGAAUAUUUGAAGAUAAUUAACCGGACUUUUGUGUGGUCCAUAAGACUUCAUCCAUUAAAUAGGCUAGGUAGGGAGUUGGGUAUUUCAUUAUCUGUAUCAAUAUACGGUCAUUUAGUAC
Messenger RNA from Rubroshorea leprosula, 1279 nucleotides. The record is from the annotation of a GenBank genome assembly. Lineage: Eukaryota; Viridiplantae; Streptophyta; Magnoliopsida; Malvales; Dipterocarpaceae.